Molecule: messenger RNA, 693 nt
Organism: Ipomoea nil (Japanese morning glory)
Lineage: Eukaryota; Viridiplantae; Streptophyta; Magnoliopsida; Solanales; Convolvulaceae
Exons: 1
Coding region: 1-693 (230 amino acids)
Molecular function (GO): RNA-DNA hybrid ribonuclease activity; nucleic acid binding
Source: RefSeq, a predicted model, not a curated record
AUGGAGCUCCCCCAAUACGGAAUCGAAUAUGCCCCGCGGCCAUCCAUCAAGGCUCAAGCCUUAGCUGACUUCAUAAUAGAAUGCUCCGCCUACCCAGUCGAGGGCUCAUUGGUCGAAGGCUCAGAAGCAGCAGAAUUGUGGGAAAUACAGACUGAUGGUGCGGCCGGCUCCAAGCACUACGCAGUUGGGGUAAUGAUCACAACCCCAGAAGGGUUCUGCCUGUACUACGUUUUGAGAUACAAUUUCCAAACUUCUAAUAACGAAGCAGAAUAUGAGGCUGUUAUCAGGGGGCUUCAGUUAGUUAUCGCCCUCCAUGCCGCCAGGGUGCGCGUAAUGACGGACUCCCGCCUAGUGGUCAAUCAGCUAAAGAAUGAAUGCGUGACCAGGGAAGAAAGGCUAGUACUUUACAAAGACGUAGCCGAGGGGUUGUUAGAUAAAUUGGAAGCCAAUGAGAUUACCCACAUCCCACGAGCUGAGAAUACGGAGGCAGACAUCCUAUCUAAGUUGGCGUUGGGAAGUACACCCUCGCACCUGUCGAUGGCUUGUCGCACCGAGGUCAUAGAACGGUCGAGCACCGAAGUGCUCUCGGUUUGCACAGUUGUCCGGGUGUCCUCUUCCCGGCCUGAUCACGCGACCCCCUUCGACUGGCUGUGGUUUGCGGACAUGGUCAGAUACAAAGAGAAGGCAGAGUAG